This is a messenger RNA of Daphnia carinata, 2160 nucleotides long. RefSeq names its product GRIP1-associated protein 1-like. Gene Ontology annotation, cellular component: extrinsic component of postsynaptic early endosome membrane; postsynaptic recycling endosome; glutamatergic synapse. Lineage: Eukaryota; Metazoa; Arthropoda; Branchiopoda; Diplostraca; Daphniidae. Bases 125 to 1795 code for a protein of 556 amino acids. The record is from RefSeq and is a predicted model, not a curated record. Gene Ontology annotation, biological process: regulation of neurotransmitter receptor transport, endosome to postsynaptic membrane; regulation of modification of synaptic structure; regulation of recycling endosome localization within postsynapse. The transcript has 8 exons.
GUUUGUAUUCUAUACCAGAGCAGCAGCUGAUCUGUCGCAAUUUAUUCGUUCACCUUUUGUUGUUCUGUUGUUUUUUUCGUUUUGGUAAACUUUAGUUUAAAAUUUGCCACAAACAGAGUUGAAAAUGUCCUCGGCCAUUUCACAUGAAGAAUUUCAUCGUAUCCAAACACAAUUACUGGAUCUUCGGACAGCAAAUUAUACUCUAAUGGAAGAAUCAAAUCGAUACAAGAAUGAGGCAAAAAACACUGUUUUGAAACUUGAUAGUUUGGAGAAAGACUACCAAAAAGCCCAGCGUGCUCUGGAAAAGAGUAGAAAAGCAAAAGAUGUUGAAAUGUUGUUUGCAGAAAAUGAUGCUUUGCAGAACAAGCUCAUUUCUCAGGAGGAACAGUUCAGAGAGCAAAACCAGGCACUACUUCAAGAACUUGCAAAUCUUGUUGCAGCCAAUGAAAAACUUGAAGCACUUGUGAAAUCCCAGCAGGGUGGACGUGAACUCUCUGAUUCAUAUAGCCAAUGUGAUUUAUCUAGAGAGCUUUAUGAGAAGCUCCUAUCUGAAGAAAAACAGCGCUUCGAGCUGCUUAAUGAACAGUUCUGUGUGAAAGUCAAUCAAAUGACAGACCUGACUGCCACCUUGAAUGAAAUGAGGGCAAGUUUUGAUGCACAAGUAAUGUGUUUAAAGAAAGAAAUAUCACUUUUGCAAAUAGAAGCCGAGAAAGUUGGACCGUUGACGGAACAGUUGGAAAAUAGUAGCAUAGAAAAAAAUACCCUAUGUAACGAAAUUAAUCAACUUAAGGAUCACGUUGAUCAUUUAAAACAUUCCUGCCAACAAGAAAUAUCUCAGUUACAUGAAGCACAUCGCAUAGAAAUGGAUACCCAAAAAACCCUUCACGCAGAAGAAGUGAAGCAAUAUGAAAUUCAGGUUGAACUGGCAGCCGCCCAGAGAGCGGAAUUUGAAGAUGAAGCCGCUCGAGCCCGCCAGGAAGCUCAGGAUGCCCAAGAGGAUGUUCGUAUUGCUGAACGACGAAUUUUGUCUGUCACGGCCGAUUUAAGAAGGCAGUUGCGAGGAGAGCGCCGAAGAGCUGAUAAACUUCAAGAGCGCCUUCGUGACGUUGUAAGUGAUGCUUCCACUUCGCUGCCUAAAGCUGACGUGUCGAUCGAUCAUGACAACUGCUCAGUUUCCUCUUGGAGCUUGAUGAGCGGACAAAACGAUGGAAAUGCCCCAGCCACGCCGUCCUCUCCCUUCCCACCAACGGAUUCACCUAGUAGUGGCUCAGAGAAGAAUGGUUCCCGGUCAGAAGGAGAGCAAGCCCCAGACUUAGCCAGUGAAAAUGCCCGAUUGGUUAACCGAUUGGCGACGAUGCAACAGGAAAAAUGGAGAUUGGAAGAACGAGUUCUCCAUUUGGAAGAGACCAAUGCCGCCAUGGCUGAUGAAAUGGUCAAGCGAGGCAAAUUAAUUCAACAUUAUUGUAUGGAAGGUCGCUCUAGUCCAGCGAAACCAGAGAGUUCCGGCUCAAUUUCGUUCAGUCCUGGUAGUGAGAAACUCAGCGUACGUAGAAUGGUCAGCCUCAUCCGGCAGAUCGGUGGGGAUGCUGAAGGAGAAACAGAUGGCCAACAACGUCGGCUAAGGCGUAUGCUCGAAGAGACCUUGACGAAGAACAUGCACCUUCAGGAGGAUAUUGAACGACUUUCUCAGGAAAUUGUCCGUCUUAGCCAGAUCGUUGGGUCGAACAAUACUUCUCCAGUCGUCCACCGUUUGCCUUCUAACCACAUUGAAGCUGCUGUUAUGAAUUCGGCUUGACUAAAUACCUUGGUCACCAGAGAUCUGACUGAAACUCGUGUUUCUGAAAAACAAUUUCUUUUACAAAAUUUUUGUAUUAUUGCGAAAAAUGCGGUUUAACAACGAUGUUCGACAUCAAGCGGCGCAGGAAAUUGUGGUUCGUUAUAUAAUUUCAAAAGUGGGAUUCAUAAAAAAAAAAAUUAAACAGGCAUCCCAUAUCUUCCUUGUCUAAGAAUAUCAAUUAUUACAACAUCUCGGAAGCUUAAAGUGGGGUGUAAGUUUGUGUGCAAUCCAAGACAAAAAAAUUAUGUACAGCAGAUGUUGAAUGUUUAAACAAAAGAAAGCUACAAUAAACAAAUCCUACAUACAAGGCUUUACAAAAACAA